Messenger RNA from Toxotes jaculatrix (banded archerfish), 3205 nucleotides. RefSeq names its product queuine tRNA-ribosyltransferase accessory subunit 2 (gene qtrt2). NCBI's taxonomy places the organism in Eukaryota, Metazoa, Chordata, Actinopteri, Toxotidae. The transcript has 9 exons. Gene Ontology annotation, molecular function: tRNA-guanosine(34) queuine transglycosylase activity. The coding region runs from base 354 to 1625 and encodes 423 amino acids. The record is from RefSeq and is a predicted model, not a curated record.
UCCUGUCAGGCAGUGAGUUUUGGUGCCAAGCGAAAGAAAGAUGCUUUUUAAUUUAAGAAAGUAUAUCAUUAAAACCAACGGAGCUGUGAAUGCGUAGGUUUUCUUAAACUGAGUCAUUCAAGAGCACUAAACGUCUCAAGUCGGCGGAAGCUUGCCUAAAGUCGUAACACGUGAGUGGAAAGCUAGUUAGCUUCGUGGCUAAUUCACGUGUUCUUUUACCACACUCUGUGCUUGUAGCCAACGUUAGCUCAUUGGCAUCACUGUCAUCCAAACGACAUUACGUUUACAAAGGAGGGUUAGACAUUGUUCUGUAGUGAUUUUAGUGACCCAUUUCGACUGCAGCUAUUAUUUGUAUGGCUGGUACUAGGAUGAAGCUCGAACUGUCCCGGGUUGUUCAGGGAAGAAGUCGGCUAGGUGUCCUGAGGGGGCUCGGCAGGACUGGACAGCACUCACUGGAGAUCCCGGGGUGUCUCCUGUACACACACUUUGGGACAGUCCCCCACCUCACUCAGGACACGCUGCACACCCUGACCAACCUCCCUUCUGUCACUCAAGUCACCCUGUCCAGUAUAGCAGAGCACCAGGAGGUGUUGGAGGAGUUUAAAGAUGGAUUCAGGAAGUUUGCAGGUCUUCAUGAUACUUUGUUGUAUUGCUCGCUUCACGAUCCUGCGGCCCCCUGCCCAACAGGUUACACUACUAACAAGACAGUGUCCGUGUGGGGUAGCGGUGGGCGGAUAGAGCUCACUGUGGCCAAGUUCAUGGCUCUCCAGAAGACCGUGCAGCCAGACUGGUACCAGAGCAUGGCGGACGGAGAGACGUGGCAGAACAACACCUCUCGCAAACGGGUUCGAAAGUCUGUGGAUCGAACUCUCGCCCACCUAGACGAGUGUCUGCUGGUGCACCAAAACUCACAGGAGUUAGAGGGAGUGGAGCUGUUUGGCGUGGUGGAGGGAGGAGACAUCCUGGAAGAGAGGGUGCGCUCGGCCAAAGAGACGGCCAAGAGACCUGUUUCAGGAUUCUGCUUGGACGGCUUCCAGACGGGUUCCAUGGACCAGGCCCUGAGGACCCAGCUCAUUGCUGCUGUGACCAAAGAGCUGCCUGAGGACAAACCCAGACUGCUGCAGGGUGUAGGACGACCUGACGAGGUGCUGGCCUGCGUGGAGGCCGGUGUGGACCUGUUUGAGAGUUUCUUCCCGUUCCAGGUGACGGAGCGAGGCUGCGCUCUUUGCUUCAGCUUCGACAUCUCCCCGGACCCGGAGCGCGCAGGUAGUGCGCCCCCUGCAGUGCUGGAGCUGAACGAUGAUGAGAGGGACACAGCAGGGGAGACACAACAGAACGGAGACCUUAAUCUUGACGAUCAAACACAGAUGACACCCUUUGAGAUCAAUCUUAAAGACAAGAGGUACCAGGGCGACUUCAGGCCCCUGGUGGAGGGGUGUGGCUGCUACUGCUGUGCAAACCACCAGAGGGCGUACCUGCACCACCUGCUGGUGACCAAUGAGCUGCUGGCAGGAGUCCUGCUCAUGAUUCACAACACAGCCCACUAUCACGGCUUCUUCGGCGCCCUGAGAGAAGCUAUGGCCAACGAUAAAGUGGACCUCCUCAAGAGACGGGUCAGCGGAUGACUAAUGUCCUCUGGACACAAUGAUACAACAGAAGAGACAGAGGGAGAGCUAACCAGGGUGACCAGUUAUUACAGGGGAAAAAUACCUAAAUAGAUCCCACCUUUCUACUGUCAUACAUUAAAAAGUCAUGUAUAAUAAGAUUUCCUUGAGGCUUAGUUUUGCUCUUUGUCAUUCCAUACUUUAUUGAUCUGUUUUCAUCAAGUAUUUGUCAUUCUCCAUGAAUAUUUUUAAUGUUUCAGUUGGAUACCUCUAAUAGCUUGUCACUUACAUGUAGAUUGACUUCAUGUUUUCAACUUGACUGACUAACUAGCAUGUGCAAUGAGAUUGUGCGUCACAUUAAACUAGGUCCACGCCACUCUCAGCAUUCAGGGGUGGCUGGCUGUUGUCUCCUGUGAGUUUCAGGGAGGUGAACUGAAGGUUUGAGCUGACAGCUCCAGCAUUCCUGCUGCUGAGAAAGGAUAAAGAUCAGAUAAAGAUACAGGUCUGUACUGCCGCGCAUGCAGGGGGAGGCUUUUUGAAGGUGAGGGGAUUUAAUUCACUGCCAGACCGUGCAGAUGUCUGUAGGGGACGGGACACAGGAGAGUGUGACAGAUUUAAGGCCAGUUUAUUCUUCUGCAUAGAUUCUAUGUGUGACGUGAACUGCUCUAGAAAUGAAACUACAUGUCACGGUGAUGCAAAUCACACCAACUGUGACUGGUUCACUUGGUGGCACCGUAUUUCCUCCUAUGUAUUUUCGCCUGCUCCUUCUUUUUUUUUGGUGUCUGUUGAGUAAACCCUUAAUUAAGUACACAUUUAGUGCGGAUUACUUUUAUCCACAAAAGCUACGAAUGAUGUUCUCUUAGGAUUUUUCCUGGGCUCCUUCUUCUCCGCCUUCUGCCUCAGUCGUUUCAGGGGUCGUACACACCAUCCCCUCCGAUGUCUUCUGUCUUUCCCGCGUUGCAGUAAUUUCAGUAAAAGUAACUGUUGUUCAACAUGUAUAAGCUCCAACUCAAACAUGAUCUGCUCAGUUUCAGUCACUGUUCAGUCACAGUAUACAAAAAGAAGCCAGCUAGCAUUUUAGCGUUGUACCACAAAGAGGACAUUUAUGGAACAGCAAUAAGGAUUUUUGUUUUACUUGUGGGUUAUUUUAACCACAUCAGGUAUUAUAAUGAAGUAGGUUGGAGGAUUUGCUGUCAUCAAUAGGUGGGCACUGUGCAGAAAAGCUUAAGAAAAAUAAUCAUAAAGUGAGUUGGGAAAGAUGAAAAGUUGGAACCUUAGUAAUACCUGUGGGGAAAAUGGACCGAAGCUAAAACAAGCAGUGACCUGUAGACUGUGUUUAUUUUAAGGUUUAAUGGGCUGGCGGUAGACAGAUGCUUAGUGUGGAAAAGGUUGUAAAGUCAAUCCCCCAGAUUAGCUAGUAAAAAUAGAGGUAGUGAAUGGCUAUUGCCCUCCUUUCCCUGGAUAACUGUCAUAGAUAUUCAGAAUCUGUUUCAGUGGAGGUGUUUAGCUGCUUACAAAACAACAGGCGUGUGACAAAGAUUUAUAUAAAAGCUUGCUGCGCAAAUCUACCCUUGAUAAAUAUGCGCUGCUUAAAAAAAAUA